AAAACUGUAACACAAAGACAACGAGGCAAGGCCCGUGACUUAUCCGUUUCUCUAUUCGGUUCCAUAUUUGUGUCUGUAACGGAUCCGAAGGAUUUCGGGCGGCACGCCACUUUGACAUGGCCGGCCAGCGUCAUCGAUGAAUGGGACGUCGUCUUUAGGUCUUGACUAAGGGUCAAGUGCCCCACUGCGGGCAAGACUUGCUUGCUCCCGGACAUCCCACUAUUCUGGACCUGAAUCUUGCAGUCUGUAUUUCAAUAGGCGGGCCACCGUACGUUUUGCCUGCUACCUCCGCUUUCUGCAGAGACUGCAGACUGAAUGUUACGUACCUGAAUCAGGCUGCACCACUAUCCCCUCUUUUGUUCUCUCAAGACUUCCGUCUCAUAUUGUUAUAUGUCUUGUUAGCUAUUCUCAUCUAUCUGUGACUACAUACAUACUCUUGCUUGCAAUGAAUCCAAGCAACUAUGUCACCAUACUCCCCGCUGCCCCAAACACCAACCUCCAAGCAUACCUUCGAUGACGAAGAAGACAUCCUCCACAACACCCCCUCUAACCUCGAUCUCGCCCUAAAUGGAAGCACAACCCGCAAAGCAGGGGACAACUCCCUCCUCGACCCCGAGUCCUUUAGAAGGUUAUCGAUAAGCACCAUCUCCUCGAUGGGUCGUCCUCGAAGUGUAUCCCCCUACCCAUACACCCCCUCCCUCUCCUCCAAACCAACAACCUUCCUCUCCCGCACCAAGCAAACCCUCAACUCCUUUUGGCACCAAAACCAAGGCCUCUUCUACGUAACCUUCUCCCAGCUCUUCGGCGCUUCCAUGAACGUAGCAGCCCGCCUCCUAGAGCUAGAAGGCGACGGCAUGCGGCCCAUCCAACUCCUAUUCGUGAGACAAGGGUUAACGACGAUAUUGUGUACGGUGUAUAUGUGGUGGGCUCGGGUCCCUGAUUUCCCGUUGGGUGCGAAAGGACUGAGGCGGCUGCUUGUUGCGAGGGCGUUCUCGGGAUUCUUUGGGAUUUAUGGGAUGUAUUACUCGCUGCAGUACCUCCCCGUGGCCGACGCAGUCGUUCUCACGUUCCUGGCUCCGUCUGUGGCAAGCUACGGCUGCUACCUCUUCCUGCGCGAGCCCUUCCCCAAAUCAGCACAAUACGCCUCCCUGAUCUCGCUCAUUGGCGUGGUUCUCAUCGCGCGCCCUACAUCCUUCUUCUCUCAUUCCUCCUCCCUUCCCCUCCCCUCCAACUCAACAAUCGCAGUAGAAGGAGAAGUAGCCUACGACUCCUCCUUCCCCGUCCCAACUUCAGGACAACGCCUCUCCGCCGUCGCAGUAGCCAUGGUCGGGGUUCUAGGCGCAGCAGGAGCAUUCACCUCCAUCCGCUGGAUAGGCAACCAAGCGCACCCCCUCGUUUCCGUGAACUACUUCUCCAUCUUCUGCACCAUCGUCUCCGGCGCCGUCCUCUCCCUCUCGAAGCCCCUGCAGCUCUCCGACUCGCUCUCCUUCGCGCUGCCCAACGGCCCGCGCCAAUGGUUCCUCAUCCUGUUCCUGGGCAGCUGUGGGUUUAUCAUGCAGUAUUUACUGACGCGAGGCCUGGCGGUAGGCGGGAGAGGAAAUGGUGCGCGCGCGACGAAUAUGAUUUAUACGAACAUGUUGUUUGCGCUGGCGCUGGACAAGGUUGUUUUUGGGCAGAGUCCGGGGUGGUGGAGUUUAGGGGGAAGUGGAUUGAUUCUCGGGAGUGCGGUGUUUGUUGCUGUGAAGAAGGGGCAAGCGGGGGAGACGAAUGCCGGUGUUAGGGGGAGGGAUGAGGAGGCGGGAAAUGGUGGGGGAGAGGAGGAGAUGGCGAUGUUGGGUGGGGGAGCGGAUUUGGAUGAGGAGGAAGUGGAAGAACAGGGGGCGGGAGCGCGCGUGGAGGUCGAAUUGCGUGAUUUUCCUCCGCGGGGUAACGCUACCGCGUGAGGGCAAAGGAAAUUUUUCGCUGGGCUGAAACACAAUUCAGCCUUGUAAGGGAAUUGUCGUAUGAGGCAUUUGUAAGGUGUUUUGAGGGCGUUUUGGAUGUCGGUCAUAAGACUUAGUCUUUGGUAUCGGAUAGAGCGGAGUUGGAGCAUCUCCUCCCGAUAGAAAGAUUACCUCGUGAUUUAUAAUUCAAUAACCACUUACGAGAAAUUUGAAAACCGGAAGCUUUGAAAUCGUGGGGUUGAAACAUGUUUUGGUGAACUUUGCUCGGUA
Hyaloscypha bicolor E is the source of this 2213-nucleotide messenger RNA. RefSeq lists its product as uncharacterized. The record is from RefSeq and is a predicted model, not a curated record. Gene Ontology annotation, cellular component: membrane. The transcript has 2 exons. Lineage: Eukaryota; Fungi; Ascomycota; Leotiomycetes; Helotiales; Hyaloscyphaceae. The coding region runs from base 462 to 1943 and encodes 493 amino acids.